Messenger RNA from Colletotrichum phormii, 1572 nucleotides. RefSeq lists its product as uncharacterized. The record is from RefSeq and is a predicted model, not a curated record. Gene Ontology annotation, molecular function: transcription cis-regulatory region binding; DNA-binding transcription factor activity. Gene Ontology annotation, biological process: positive regulation of transcription by RNA polymerase II. Bases 1 to 1572 code for a protein of 523 amino acids. The transcript has 3 exons. Gene Ontology annotation, cellular component: nucleus. NCBI's taxonomy places the organism in Eukaryota, Fungi, Ascomycota, Sordariomycetes, Glomerellales, Glomerellaceae.
AUGGAAGGAACUUUUGAACUCUCUCAACAGUCAAUUGGAGAUUUGCGAAUCAGCAGCGAUGCCGAGCGCAGCAGAUCCAUCACUCCAUCCGAUCGAGACGAUGCUCUCGACCCAGUGGUCCUCAAGCCAUCAAUAGUUCAAGCAAAUGAUGAUGAAGAUUUCGACGAAAAUGACGACGAAUAUGACUCAGAGGCAAAUAUAGUAGCUCUAAAGCUUCUGAGGCAUUUCAGAGAAGGACCUGGGCAAUGGAUAGAUCUCUUCGAUACAUCUGCACAUUUCUCAUGCAAGAUACCGAUACGAGCAACCACUCGACCGCUUCUGAGUUCAGCAAUCUGCGCCCUCGCAGCAAAAAACUUAUCGCGCACACAGUUGAGCAACAGCAAAACCCGAGAGACCCGCAACGUGAGAACUUCCGAGGCUUCCUCGGCUACGACAACCCCCGACUGGAAAUAUCACGCUGUCCGACACUACCACCGAGCCAUCAGAGGUUUAAAACAUGCCAUUACUCUCGCCGGAGCAAGCGACGAUGCGCAAGAUAGCGAGGCUAGCGAUCGAAACGAGGACAUCUUUGCCGCAGUUGCCAUACUCUGUAUGUAUGAACUGAUGAACGCCCCGGGGAACGCGUGGAAAGCGCACCUCACGGCCCUGUCUCUGUACUCUGCCUUGGACGGCACUAUAAACGAAUCUUCUCCGGUCUCGAUACCACGAUCCACGACCAAGGGGCCAAUAUUUUGGAGCCUGGCGAGGCAAGAUUUCCUGUGUGCUUUCAUCAGCGAAACCCAAACGCGUCUUAAUCUAGACCACAUCCGUCUUUGGCAAAACUUCGGCCUCGCCGCGGACGAGCACAACCUUUUACUUCCCUUUAGCCCUUUUUCGACGGCCGAUAUCCGCUCCUCAACCAACGUGGAUGAAGACUCGAAAAGUAACGAGCUCUUGUGGCUCAUGGGUAAGAUAGUGAACUACACCACCCAUGGCGAUGGCAUCCAUCCGGAAGACUAUUCUAGACCUACGGGCCAGCGCUUGUCGCUCGGCUUGACGCAAGAACUCCUCCUCCAACGAUGGACGAAGCUCGAAGUUGAAUUACAGGAGUGGUACGAGAGCCUACCGCCAACCUUUGCGCCCAGCGCCCGGACGAGGUUUUCAAGCCGUCUUGGGAGCUUGGGUAAAGGUGACGCGGAUAUGGGCAUGGAGAGGGUCUGGUACGACAUCCCUAUGUGCGCGUCGACGAUGCAAAGCUACAAUAUGGCUCGGGUUAUUUUGCUGGUGAACCGGCCCCAAGAAUCUACGGCCAUUCGAUCGAACGUAUCCGCGCGUCUGCGAUCGUAUCGGUUCAUCCAGAAAGAGGUUCUGCGCCAUUGUAAGGAGAUUUGCGGCAUCAGUCUCGCGGAUCCAACUGACGCGGUGCGUGUUCACUCUGUCCAGCCGCUUUUCGUGGCAGGGCAAGCAUUUUAUACGCGGCCGGAGCAGGAACUGGUUCUUGAGCUGCUUUCUGGUAUCGAGACGGAGCUAGGAUGGGCUACAAAACAUCAGAGGCGGAAGUUAAUUGACGAAUGGAAGGUGAAUGAUGAAUGA